This is a messenger RNA of Lolium rigidum, 931 nucleotides long. RefSeq names its product multiple organellar RNA editing factor 3, mitochondrial-like. NCBI's taxonomy places the organism in Eukaryota, Viridiplantae, Streptophyta, Magnoliopsida, Poales, Poaceae. The transcript is spliced from 4 exons. The record is from RefSeq and is a predicted model, not a curated record. Gene Ontology annotation, biological process: cytidine to uridine editing; mitochondrial mRNA modification. Bases 38 to 802 code for a protein of 254 amino acids. Gene Ontology annotation, cellular component: mitochondrion.
AACCCUGCUCCCCCGAUCUCCCCCAAAUCCCCAAACCAUGGCGGCUGCUGCAGGAACACGCCGCGGGCUCUCCGCCCUCCUCCGUUCCUCCCGCGCCCUCCCCCGUCGCUUCCUCCCCCUCGCAGCUGCCGCUGCCGCUGCCGCUGGCUCCCCAGCCCACCUCUCUCCCUUGGCGCCGCCAUCGCGAGGGGCGAAGACGGCGUUGCCGGGGAAGUCCGGGUACUCUCCGCUCAACGACCCGUCCCCGAACUGGAGCAACCGGCCACCCAAGGAGACUAUCCUGCUGGAUGGCUGCGACUACGAGCACUGGCUCAUCGUCAUGGAAUUCCCCACCGACCCCAAGCCCACCGAGGAAGACAUGGUAGCCGCCUACGUCAAGACACUCACCGCUGUCCUCGGAAGUGAGGAGGAGGCAAAGAAGAAGAUCUAUUCAGUAUGCACUACAACUUACACAGGGUUUGGUGCGCUGAUUUCGGAGGAGCUAUCAUACAAAGUUAAAGGAUUGCCUGGAGUUCUUUGGGUAUUACCUGAUUCGUAUUUGGAUGUGCCUAACAAGGAUUAUGGAGGUGAUCUCUUUGUAGAUGGCAAGGUCAUUCAUAGGCCACAAUUUCAAUUCACUGAGAGGCAGCAGGUAAGAAGUAGACCUCGUCCUCGCUAUGAUAGGCGACGAGAAACUAUGCAAGUUGAGCGAAGAGAUACAAUGCAGAGAGGUCCCUCAAUGCAAGAACACAGGCCACCAUUUUCCCAGCAGGCUGCUCAUAAUCAAGAGCAACAUCAAAUCAGGCCGCCAGGAGGGAACUAACUUUAUUGUACCUUACUAUUGAUAAUUAGGUUGGGGGUUGCCCCUCUCUCUUUUCCUUAUUUUAUGUUGAAUUUGUUGAACCUCUUUUUUAUAGCCAAAAAAGUUAAAAGAGAUCUGGGUUUGCAUGCA